Symbiodinium sp. CCMP2592 is the source of this 3669-nucleotide messenger RNA. The record is from the annotation of a GenBank genome assembly. Lineage: Eukaryota; Dinophyceae; Suessiales; Symbiodiniaceae.
AUGGAUCCAAAGCUUCAGGCUUCCAUCUCCGAGCUCCUCAGCGUCUUCGCUGCUCCCGAGCAGCUACCGGGCUUGGAGGUCCUCUCCGCCAGCUGGGAGCGUGGUGAGACACAAAAGGACCCAAACGGCGACGCUCCGCCAAAGAAGCGGAAGCAUGAAGCCGAAGCGUACCAGGCACAACUUUUCACAGAUCUCCAGCGAUGGCUCGCAGAGGACUCUGCCCGUUUCGCGAAGCUGCUGACGCCACUCUUGGAGGCCUUCGUGCUGGGACUCCGGCGGCAGCGGCUACAGGAGCAGAAUCGCAAGGAGUGGCAACGGAAGGCAGAGGGUAUCGAUGAAAAAGCGGCCGCGGGCGCCCAGCGGACGCCGAAAGAGUUUUUGAUCUUCGACCAGUUCUGGAAGGCCCUGAAGCCUCAGCUGCGAGGCAGCGAAUGCCCGCGCCUAGCGCUGCAAAGCUUCGGCGACCUUUGGCGCGUUGUGCGUCGCCACAACCUCUAUCGCCCGCGGGAAGAUCCUUGUGGGCGUCAGAGCAAAGCUUUGGGAGGUUCUGUGGCUCUGCUCCUGAAGCGGCUGCAGACUGGAGCCCCGCACGAAGAUCUGUCCUGGGCCUGCCUGGAGGAACUGCUGGCACUUGAUGUGGCUCCGUUUGAGUCCAGGUUGCCGGCCCUUUGGGCGGCGGCGCUGCGCGGGAGCGCUGGCGCGCCAUUCGGUGCAGCGCUGCUUCGGAGCUAUGCAGCGAUCUCCGACUUGCCUGCCUGUUUGGAAGCCCUUGUGCAGGCACUGCUCAAAGAAGGAGAAGAUUGCAAAGCCGAUCUCGUGGACUCUCCGACCUUCCUCGAAGGCCUGGAAAAGGCGGCAAGCCAGCUGUCGACGCCGCAGCAACUGAGAGGUGCAUGGGAGCUGUUCCUCCAGCACUUGCCGAAAGAUCAGGUGCCCGUCUCCUGGGCGCCUCGUCUCCUCGGGCACCUGUCUGCCGGCCUGCAGCCAACGGAGCUGACCCUCGAACCACUACGAGAGCUUUUCAUGGAGACCUUCAGCCGUGUGGAAGGUUUUGAGCCGCCACCGCGCUGGUUGCAUAGCUUGCUGCUCUCAUUGUGCCGACUUGGCCGCAAGAUCUCCGCCUUCGAUCUUCCACCACUGCUCCAGAAAGCUUCUCCCGUUGCGGCGAAGACGCUGAAGGGCUUGGAGCAGCUGGCAGCUACGGCACUCCAGGAGUCAGAAGCCACGGAUGAGCAGGCCGAGGCUGCUUCCGUCCUGCUGGCGGCCUUGCAGGACCACCAACAUGCUGCGCGGAAGAAGAGGCGAAAACGCUCAGCGCCCGAGGUGGCUCGCAGCUUGCUGCAGAUGAAGGCUCAUGGCGGAAGGCUGCAGCUGCUGGCGCCGACACUCGCCACAGUGCUGUCAGAGGAAGGCGAGGACCUCGAAAGCCUGGCAUCGCGGCUGACAAUUCAGGACAAAGUUGCCUGGCGUCAGCUCGGUGCUUGUGCCUUCAGUGGCACAAAGCUUCCGCCAAAGCUGAGCUGGUGCCAGGAUGGUGAAGCGCUGUUGGCGGCCCCUGCACUGCGGGCACCGCUGCUGCGUUCCCUCGCCGAGCGUCUGCAGGAGGCUCUUCGUGACGACGGGCACGAAGAGAAGAAGCCCAAAAAGCGCAAGCAACCGGCUCCGCCUGGGCGUCAUGAGAUGCUGCAAGGCGUCCUGACUGCUGUCUAUGCGACCCGGGCAGUAUCGCUGCGGGAUCUUCCGACAGACCUCACCGUCCAGCUGAUGGAAGGCCACCUGGAGGCCCUUCGAGCUGCAGUUUCGGCUCCCGCUGCCCUGCGAGCUCUGGCGCUCAGGUGUUUCGGCAGCCUUCUUCACAGGACAGCGACGCUACUCGGCUCCACGCAACCGGCCCUCUCGGAGGCCGUUGCCAAGGUCGUGCAGAGCGGCCCCGUUCUGACAGACUUGGCAUCUCGACUUGCCGACGACGAGGCAUCCGUCGCCAGUGCUCUGGCGGCAGCCUUGGCCGAGUUCCUGAGACUGCGCCCGGGCGAGGCCUUCGGCGCAGCCGCGCGCCGGAGGCUUGCGGCGGCCACGGCGGCUGCAGUAGCGGGCGACAGUGCAGUUCUGGACGAGGCUGGGCAGAAGGCGGUGGUGGCAUUGCCACCGCCUGCAGAGCUCCUGCAGAGUGGAGGCUCCCUUCCGAAGCGACUGCAGCUCUUCGAAGCCUUCCUUGCCGAGGGCUCCAGGCAAUCGUCUCCAUUGGACCGCAGCAUCGAGAUCACCAUCCGCGAGGAUGCAGAGCGCGGAGAUGCAAAGUCGGGAUUGGAGAUGGCCCUGGCCCUUCUAGCAGAGGAGGUGUCCCGAUUGACGCGGUUGGGUCGUCAUGCAGCCGAUAGCGCUUCGAAGCGGAGGGCCAUCCUCGUCGCUUUGGAGCAAGUUCUUCCACAUCAAGGGACGACGCUGCGGCUUCGGCUCGCGGCAUCCCGGCUGCUUCGCCGUCUUUGCGAUGCCUUCGGCCAGGGGGACGACCGCGAGCUUUGGGACCACACGGCGGCACUGCUGCUUUCAUGGACAGAGUACCUCGCAGGGCAGGCUGAUGUAGCGGCGGUCUUCGAAGACGAGGGGCUUGCCGGAGGUGCUGAGAGCUUCAAAGCACUUGCCAAGGCGCCGGGGGGGUCUGCCGAGGAUUUGCUGCAGAGGAUCUGCUUUCGUAUCAGUUCUCGGUCUGCCAAAGAGGGCCCCGCCCUGGCCACCCUGGGCUCUGCAGCCGCUGCACUUCUCUCUGGGCUGCCGAGGACGCCAGCUCUCCCGGACGCCGUGAUCGGGGAUGCGGCCGCCGCGGCGCGGCGUCUCCUGGGCUCCGCUGAGGAGCCGGGUGCGCCAGCAGAGCACUGCACCGCUCUCCAUGUCUCUGCCUCGAAGAUGACGCGAGCACUUUACGUUCAUUUGGCGUCCCCUUUGAUGGCUUCGGGGCGUCACCGCCGACUUCCGCACAAGCAUUUGGCCGAUCUGGAAGGACAACUUCUGGAGACCGCCGCAUGCACCGCGCGGGCUGCAGUCGCACGAGGUUUCCCUGCAGACUCCACGCCGGCCGGGGCCAGUGCCUUUGCGGUCCUGCAAGUUGCAGCCAACUCUCUCCUCAAGGCCAUCUUCGCGGCUGUUCCUUCAGAGGGGGUGCGCCUCCCCGCAUGGACGGAGAGGCCGCAUUUGCUUGCGGAAGCCUUCAGGCCAAUGUUGGAAGCAGUUUACGCUGCACCCAACGGCACGGCUGCUGUGCAAGCCGCCGGGGAUGUGACCCGACUUUGGGAGGUUCUGAGUCAGGGCGGAAGUCGCUCCACAGCGGCCUCUGCUGGGCGAUCAGGCCAUACCACCUUCCAGGCGCGAGUGCAGCGAGCCACCAUGGGCUUCGCAUUGCCCUUGAUCGCACAUGCACUUUCCUGCGAGCGUCACUUUGCCGGUGUGGAGGCUGCAGCGCGACGCGUCGGUGCUGCUCGUGACGAGGAAGCCGCAAAGUGGAAGGAAGCAGUAUCUAUUCUUCAGGAGGGCCAAAGCUCUUUGCUGAACUCGGUCAAAGGUGCCGAGAACCUCCUGCAGGGCCUUUACGCCACUCUCCGGGAGCCGCUAAGAUCCAUGUUCAAGGAGCUGCACCAAAGCUGGCAGAAGCGCCGCUACCAAGGAGAAGCAUGA